CCCUUUUGUGUUCCAGCUCUUUCAAGUAUUGCCAAGCUGAGGGAAGAAGCAGUGUAAUCAUCGGGCCUCUUGAACUCCUUCAAAGACCUGGAACCCUUCCUUGUGCUACUGCAUUUUGAGUCUGUGCCUGGAUGGAGCCACUUCGCAAAGCCUGGUGACUCACUGCGUUGCACAUAAAAAGGUGUAUAAUGGAGGGGACACACAGCACCUCCUAACGCCCAUGUUGAGUUACAAGUAGAGAACCAAGCUAUUAAAACGCUGCAGAAAAGGCCAAGAACCUGAACAGGCAGUGGAAGAGCGCAAGCGAUGGCAGAGCACGGGCUGGGUAUCUGCUUCCUCCUGUUAACUGUGGGGCUCUGCUGGGCCCAGUACAACCCCAACGCUCGGGCCGGGCGGACGUCUAUCGUGCAUCUCUUUGAGUGGCGCUGGGCCGACGUCGCUCUUGAGUGCGAGCGCUAUUUAGCUCCUAACGGGUUUGGAGGAGUUCAGGUACGUCUGCUCCGAUCAGUGGGGCGUAAAAUUGUUACAUCGACGGUAAUUUGUUUUUUCAGAGAAAAUGUUCAAUUCGCCAAAGGACAGGUACUGAGAAAGAAAAAUAGAAAUUGGUAAUGGAAGUGGUAAAUGCUGACAAAUUUAUUCUUCAGCCAUCAUCGUAUUUCACCUCCAAAUGAAAAUGUUGUCAUUACGGACCCCUGGCAGCCGUGGUGGGAGAGAUACCAGCCCGUCAGCUACAGGCUCUGCACGCGAUCUGGAAAUGAAACGGAAUUUAGAGACAUGGUGACCAGGUGCAACAACGUUGGAGUACGUAUUUAUGUGGAUGCAGUGAUCAACCAUAUGUGCGGAGCCAGCGCUGGCACUGGUGACCACGCUACUUGUGGAAGCUAUUUCAAUGCAAAGACUAAAGAUUUUCCAGCUGUGCCGUAUUCCGGCUGGGACUUUAACGAUGGUAAAUGUAAAUCUAGAAGUGGUGACAUUGAGAAUUAUCACGAUAUAUAUCAGGUCCGAGACUGCCGCUUGGUUAGCCUCCUUGAUCUGGCCCUGGAGAAGGACUACGUGCGCUCAAAAGUUGCCGAGUACAUGAACCACCUCAUUGAUAUCGGUGUAGCAGGCUUCCGGAUUGACGCUGCCAAGCAUAUGUGGCCUGGGGAUGUGAAGGCGAUUUUAGACCAGCUGAAGGACCUGAAUACGAAAUGGUUUUCUGCAGGAACAAAACCUUUCAUUUACCAAGAGGUAAUCGACCUGGGGGGGGAGCCGAUCAAAAGCAGCGACUACUUUGGGAACGGCCGAGUGACGGAGUUUAAAUACGGUGCAAAACUGGGGACAGUGAUCCGCAAGUGGAACGGAGAAAAGAUGGCCUACUUGAAGAACUGGGGAGAAGGCUGGGGCUUUGUGCCUUCCGACAGAGCCCUGGUCUUUGUGGAUAAUCACGACAACCAGCGGGGGCACGGGGCCGGUGGAGCUUCCAUUCUGACCUUCUGGGACCCCAGGCUUUAUAAAAUGGCGGUUGGUUUCAUGCUUGCUCAUCCGUACGGCUUCACGCGUGUGAUGUCAAGUUUUCGCUGGCCAAGAUAUUUUGUAAAUGGACGGGACGUCAACGACUGGAUUGGACCACCAAGUCACUCGGAUGGAUCAGUAAAGCCUGUUACAAUCAACGCCGACACUACCUGUGGCAACGACUGGGUUUGUGAGCAUCGCUGGCGUCAAAUAAAGAACAUGGUUAUCUUCCGUAACGUGGUGGACGGUCAGCCUUUCUCCAACUGGUGGGACAACGGGAGCAAUCAAGUAGCUUUUGGCCGUGGUGAUAAAGGCUUCAUCGUUUUUAAUAAUGAUGACUGGUCUCUGAAUGUAACUCUGCAGACGGGUCUGCCUGCUGGCACUUACUGCGAUGUCAUUUCUGGGCAAAUGGAAGGCGACGCCUGCACCGCAGUUGAGGUUCGUGUUGCUGAUGAUGGCAUGGCUAAUUUCCUGAUUAGUAACAAGGAUGAAGACCCGUUCGUUGCCAUUCAUGUUGACGCUAAAUUGUAACCAGACCACUUGUGCACAGGGUGUUCCUUCUCUUGUGUAUUUUUGCUGAUAGCGUGCAAGGUGGCCUGAUUGUCUUGGCUCUCCAGCACCGAGUGAGCCGUGAUAGAGCAAAGCGCGUUGGCUUGUAGUAAUGAAACACCAAGUAGCCGCUAUACAGGGGCAGGAGCUAGGGGUGCUGGCGCAGACCUGGACAAGGCGGGGUACGCCUGCUUGUCUUCGUAAUUGCACUUUAUUCAGUUAAAUUACUAAUAAAAAAUGAAAGGAGAAAACUGAAGUGGCUUAAUUUUAAAUUGUGCUGCUGUAAGUGGAAAUGGAGUUCUCUUUAUGGGGAAGCCAGACAGGGAAUUAACAGCAUGUCCGAAAAUGAAGAGAAGUCACCUUUGAGAUGGAGCAUGGCACAGCUCGAGUUGAUGCCGAGUUACAGCUCAGCUGAAGCUGUGUUUCUUGUGUUGGUCUGUGCAUUUACUGUUCCCCUCCAUGUGCGAUUCCCCAGUAUUCGAGCAUGAGUGAUUCUCUGUAUUUAGUGAAUAAUAAAUGGCAAUCAAAUUAAGGAGUAAUGCCUUUUCCCUCAAUGAAUCGGAUUGUAACUUCAUCACGGCAUCACUAGAGGCAAUGUCGUGGCGGGUUUUAAGGGCCCAGAAACAUGGGAGAAAACAAAACAAAUAAAAAAAACCCAAACCAACACCUGGGUAAGUUAAAAUGCAGCAUUUCCAAGGCCAGCUCACACACGCAUCCCCCCCGUACCCCAGAGUGGCUGCGCUGCGGGCAGUUGGCUCUGAGCGGUGCCUACGCACGCAGGCGGUUUAUCCCUGGGGGGUCUGGGCCGCCAGAGGAAGC
This is a messenger RNA of Egretta garzetta (little egret), 2862 nucleotides long. Its product is annotated as pancreatic alpha-amylase. NCBI's taxonomy places the organism in Eukaryota, Metazoa, Chordata, Aves, Pelecaniformes, Ardeidae. The coding region runs from base 622 to 2025 and encodes 467 amino acids. The transcript is spliced from 12 exons. The record is from RefSeq and is a predicted model, not a curated record. Gene Ontology annotation, biological process: carbohydrate metabolic process. Gene Ontology annotation, molecular function: cation binding; alpha-amylase activity.